AUGGAAAGGUAUAAAGUAGUAAGGGAGAUUGGUGAUGGGACUUGUGGAAACGUUUUUAGGGCUUACAAUAUAGAAACAAAUGAAAUUGUUGCUGUUAAAAAGAUGAAGAGAAAGUUUUACCACUGGGAAGAGUGCAUCAGUCUGCGAGAAGUAAAGGCCCUCCAGAAACUAAAUCACCCCAACAUAGUGCAAUUGAAGGAGGUGACGAUGGAAAAUCACGAGUUGUUCUUCAUUUUUGAACACAUGGACUGUAAUUUAUACGAUGUUAUAAGAGAAAGGAGUGCUCCUUUCUCUGAAGAAGAGAUACGGAAGUUUAUGCUCCAAAUACUGCAAGGCCUUGUGUACAUGCAUAAUAAUGGAUAUUUUCAUCGUGACCUGAAACCUGAAAAUCUUCUGGUGACAAACGGAAUUGUUAAAAUUGCUGACUUUGGGUUGGCAAGAGAAGUAUGCUCCAGUCCUCCUUACACAGAUUAUGUCUCUACCAGAUGGUACCGGGCUCCAGAGGUGCUGCUGCAAGCUUCAGCUUACACACCUUCUAUAGACAUGUGGGCCAUUGGUGCAAUUCUGGCUGAGCUUUUUACACUGUCUCCACUUUUCCCUGGUGAAACUGAGACAGAUCAGGUAUACAAGAUAUGCGCUGUGCUUGGGACCCCAGAUUACUCCCUCUGGCCAGAGGGAAUGAACCUGCCUCGUUCAAGUAGCUUCCAGUUUUUUCAGAUUCCGCCAAGAAAUCUGUGGGAGCUUAUUCCUAAUGCUUCCCUGGAAGCUUUAGACUUGAUCAAGCAACUUUGCUCCUGGGAUCCACGAAGAAGGCCAACUGCUGAGCAAGCACUACAACAUCCAUUCUUUAAUGUGCGCAAGUGGGUACCAAGACCUCUCCAUGAUGCUUCCUACUCAAAGAGGAAUGAGCCUAGAGCAACACCACCAAGGUUGGAACUGGACCUUUGGUGUUUUGGUAAAGAAUCUGAUGACCUUGAUCUAACUCUCAGCCUAAAGCCAAGCUCUGUAUCGGAUCUUGGUAAGCAUGUUCCAGAACAUAGACAAGAGGAAAAUCUUCUAUACCCAGGUUAUGGGAAUCCUCCUGUACAGCCAGCAGGGCUGUGGCCACUCAUGUCAUCAUCGCAUCGGCCGUUGGGGGAAGCCCCGGCCAUGCCAUCCUGGCAGCAGGCGUACAUUGCUGACAGCCAAGCCACCGCGCUGCCAGCUGCUGGGGGAGGAGGGGGAGGGGGAGGAUUCCCGGGCUCUUCUCCGUUCGGGCUGUUCCCUCUGCAGCCCAACCUGAUGGAGAAGCGGUCGCUGGCGCCGGCGCCCAUCCGGCAGGUCAAUUUCUUCUGA
Messenger RNA from Triticum turgidum subsp. durum (durum wheat), 1335 nucleotides. The record is from the annotation of a GenBank genome assembly. Lineage: Eukaryota; Viridiplantae; Streptophyta; Magnoliopsida; Poales; Poaceae.